UAAGGCUGCAGACCCUGAAUUGGGAUACAGCCAAAGGUCCAAAAAUCCUAUUACGGUCUCUGUAUGAUAACACCUUAAUUUAAGUAGACACGUCACGUGGUCGGAUACGAACAGGCUGUGCUUCAACCAGGGGGAGAGACGCAGGCGCAUCGGUCCCGUGCAGUGGAUUUCUCCCAGCGGAACGCCAUGGAUUUUAUGACAGAUCAGGAUGUGCAGAGGUACCAGGAGGAUGGAUACGUGGUUCUGGACGGGCUGCUGACCUCUCAGGAGUGUGAUGAACUGAGGCAGAGGAUGGCAGAGAUUGUGGAGCGGAUGGAUGUCCCCGAACACUGCCGCACCACCUUCUCCACCUACCAUGAUGAGCAGCUAAAAAAACAGGGAAAUGCUGACUAUUUCAUCACAAGUGGAGAUAAGAUCCGAUUCUUCUUUGAGAAAGGGGUUUUUGAUGACAAAGGGGAGUUUACUGUACCCAAGCAGCGGUCACUAAAUAAAGUUGGACAUGCACUGCAUGCCUAUGAGCCGUUGUACAAAAAGGUUACACUUUCGCCCAAAGUCCAGGGCAUAGCUAAAAAGCUGGGCCUAGUGAGUCCUGUGAUUCUCCAAAGUAUGUUCAUAUUUAAGCAACCAGGCAUCGGUGGGGAAGUGACUCCACACCAAGAUGCUACAUUUCUGUACACGGAGCCCCUGGGCAGAGUUAUGGGGGUAUGGAUUGCCCUGGAAGAUGCUACUAUUAACAAUGGCUGUCUGUGGUUUAUCCCAGGAUCACACAACAGCGGUAUCACUAGACGUAUGGUGCGUACUCCAAAGGGCACCUUUCCUCUGACCGACUUUAUCGGUAGAGAGCAGGCAUAUGAUGACGAGAAGUUUGUUGCUGCACCAGUGAAAAAAGGUGGUGUUAUCCUGAUCCACGGAGAGGUGGUGCAUCGAAGUGCUGAAAACACCUCUGAAGAGUCUCGUCAUGUCUACACCUUCCACAUCAUGGAAGCCCAGCAGACCCGCUGGAGCCCUGACAACUGGUUGCAGCCCACUGAAGACCUCCCUUUCCCACCUCUCUACACUUGAAGGAUUCUUUGCAUCCGGUGCUGCUCCAAAGAAUAACCAGCAUCUAUGAUAUUUUCAUCAAGGAAAAAAAAAUCUGAUAAUACUGUUUCAUUAACUUCCCAAAGAAUGGCUGUGCUUGCAAUAUUCUUCUGAUAAGGGUAAAAGGAUCUUAUUACACAAGAAAACAAUAGGCUGAUUCCUGAGCUCAGCCUGUUGUUCCUGUAUCGAUCGUAGCCAAGUGUUAUUCAUGACCCAUGAUAACAAAGAUAUAGAAAAAAUAGACAUGUAUAAAUAAGAUAUACUACCAGUCAAAAGUUUGGACACCUUCUGAUUUAAUGGUUUGUCUUUAUUUUUAUGGCUGUUUACAUUGUAGAUUCUCACUGAAGGCAUUACAACUGUGAAUGAACACACAUGGAAUUAUGUAGUUAACAAAAAAAAAUGUGAAAUACCUCAAAACAUGUUUUAUAUUUUACAUUCUUCAACAUAGCCACCCUUUGCUUUGAUUGCUGCUUUGCACACUCUUGGCAGUCUCUCAAUGAGCUUCAUGAGGUUAUCACCUGAAAUGGUUUGUGUCCAAACUUUUGACUGGUAAUGUAUAUCCAUCCAUUUCUCUCAACUUGAACAAUUUGGAGUCACUGGGCUACUGAGAGGUGGCUACACCCUGGACAGGUUCACAGUCUAUUGCGGUCUAUUCACACCCACGGUCAAUUUAGAACCACCAGUUAACCUAACUUACAUGUUUUUGGAGUGUGGGAAGAAGCCGGAUUACCUGGAGAUCACCCACAUAGGCACAGGGAGAAUAGACAAACUCCACAGAGGUGGUCCCCAACCCCAAUCAUAAACCCUGUGCUGUGCUGUCUGCAAAACAUUUUUGUUAAUAUCUUAAACUUCCAGAAUAGUUCUUCUGGGGGACAUUCAAAAUGAAUGUUUUGAUAUGCUUUGCAACUCAAUUCAAUUCUGUUUAUAAAGCACUAAAUCACAGUUUUAUAUUUAUAUAAAAUAUAGAUUAUAUUUUAGGGUAAAGACCCUACAAUAAUGAAGAGAAAAUCCCAACAAUCUGAUGACUCCCUAUGAGUGAGUACUUGGCAACAGUGAGAAGGAAAAACUCCCUCUUAACAGGAAGAAAGCUUCAGAAUUACCAGGAGCAGGGAGGGAAUGCCAUGUGCCACGACCUUUAGGAAGUGAUGAGGGAAGGAAGACCCAGUUGAGCAUUUCUUUGAAAUGGUGUACAUCUGGGAAAGAGGCUUUGAGAAACAUUUUUUUCCUUGGUCAUGUCAAAAGUGACACAUGCUCAUCACGUGUAUAGUAACCAUAUAUUUAAAGGAAGUCCAGGCCAUGGAUUAGCUGCUGUCUUCUCUGCAAGUUUCAGGCUGUUAACAGCAGCAGGUUUGCAGUUGAAAGACUACACCUAAACUUUCUUGCAUGCCACAAGAAAACAGCUCAACACCAGACUGAUUUUGCAGCAUGCAGCAUUAUAAUUAUGUUAACACUUGAAACCAUGUUUUAAUAACAUUGUAAUAAGUCUGUUAACUCCAUAUUUAACCAGCUUUCCUUCCUGGCUUUAAAUAGACUUUAUUGAUAUUGCACUUUUUCAGUCAAAACACUUAAAGCACACACACACAUUCAUAGGAUUUUUUUUUAAAUUACAUACUGUACAGCGCGUUUUCGAUCACAGUCUCACACGCUGCUGAUUUGGCUGCAGCAGUGUUGCUUUCAUCCGAUAUACUGUGUUUGAAAUUUUUGCAUUUUUGUGCCGUUUUGAUUUGAUCAUCCUUGGGAAAAUAUACUGCUCUGCUACCAGUAUUUCGGUUUGACAAAUUCAGUCUGUGCAACUGCUUAGCCAGUCUGCUUAUGUCAAGUUAUCACAAAAAGAGGGUAACAGAAGAAUUAAACUAGUUUUAUAAGAAAAAAAAAUUGCAAGCUUGGCCAUUCUCUGGUUCCUUACUAACCAGCAUUUGGACUAAUAAUUUUUUCUAACUUAAUUAUAAAUUUGCUGGAAAAGUAUUUUAAAUUGUGGCUGAAAAUUUCUUUUUAAAUAAACAUUUUUUUUGAUCAAGUC
Messenger RNA from Pelmatolapia mariae (spotted tilapia), 3100 nucleotides. RefSeq names its product phytanoyl-CoA dioxygenase domain containing 1 (gene phyhd1). The record is from RefSeq and is a predicted model, not a curated record. NCBI's taxonomy places the organism in Eukaryota, Metazoa, Chordata, Actinopteri, Cichliformes, Cichlidae. The transcript is spliced from 11 exons. Bases 187 to 1062 code for a protein of 291 amino acids.